Messenger RNA from Cavenderia fasciculata, 1011 nucleotides. RefSeq lists its product as uncharacterized. NCBI's taxonomy places the organism in Eukaryota, Evosea, Eumycetozoa, Acytosteliales, Cavenderiaceae. The coding region runs from base 1 to 1011 and encodes 336 amino acids. Gene Ontology annotation, biological process: mRNA export from nucleus. The record is from RefSeq and is a predicted model, not a curated record. Gene Ontology annotation, cellular component: nucleus. Gene Ontology annotation, molecular function: mRNA binding. The transcript has a single exon.
AUGGAGGAAACAACUGUUAUUGAAAAGACAAAUGUAAAGUUGGAAAGAUCAUUGGAGGAUUUGAUCAAAGAAAAUAGAAACGAAAAGAAAAAGAACUUUGUUCAAAGUAGAGUUCAAAAUAGACAUCAUAAUGGUGAAUCAGGUUCUUCAUCACCUUCAUCUGACCCAAUGUCAACUAGUUUGGAUUCAAUGAUUAGUGGACAAAAGAAACAAAACUAUGUACAAAGAAAUAAAAUAGAUAGAAAGUAUGGAAGUGGUGGAAGUGGAGGUGGAGGUAGCCACCACUACCAUCAAACAAGCAAUAUUAAAAUCACUGUACAAAAUACAUAUUCUUCAAGAUCUAGAGGUGGUGGUGAAGGUGCACAUCCACUACUAAGAACAGAUGAUAAUCAAUAUGGUGGUGGUGGUUAUAGAUCUCAUCGUCAUGGUGGUAGUCAUCACCAUCAACAUCAUAGAGGAGGUCGUGGAGGAGGAUCACCAGUACAAUAUAGAAAUAGAUCACUCUUGGAAAAGGUAUCAAAGAUUGAUCAUUCACUCUUUGAUCCAAGAGGUAUCAGAGAUUACAGUCAAGUAAAGAAACCAAUCACUGUCAAUAUGAAUGGCGGUAGAGGAGGUAGAGGAGGUAGAGGUGGAAGAAACUCACGUUACGACGACGAUGGAGACUUUUAUCAGGAAGAAGGUGCUACUAUUCGUGUUGCCAAUUUAGCACCAUCUGUCACUCUACGUGACCUCGGACGUGUGUUUAGUGUCAUUGGAGAGCUAAAGGAUUUCGAUAUUCUACAUCAUCUCAAGCCUGUUCAAGCAUCGAUCACCUACAAAAACCCAGAACAUGCUCUACUCGCAAUCAAUAGAUUCAAUGGAAUUCCAUUGGAUGGUCAAGAUUUGGAAAUAACUUUGGAAUCUAAAUUAGAUCAAAAUGAAGAAGAAGAAGAAGAAUAUGAAGAUGAAUUGGAACAAGGUGACUUUGAUGAUGAUAUGCAAGAUGAUGAUAUCAACCAAGAUGAUGAAUAA